UCGAGAUGAUUUCUUCAUUAUGGUUGUUGGGGGCCGUCUGCUGUCUGGUGCUCCCCGGCCUGCUGGAGGCCAAAUCUUUGUUAAACGACAUGCAGCAGGAGGAGAUGGUACCAGUCGGUAACGUAGGUAUCGACUCACAGAGAGCAAACAGCUUCCUGAGUAACUCCAGGCCGAAGCGUAACGCGGACCCUCGGUGGUACAGAGGGAACCCAGACUUCCAGUCCUACUACCGCUACUACAGCAGCAUCGGACACACUGAGGGGAUCUAUGAGAUCGACAAGCUGCGGAUGCUGUACCAGCAGAUGAGGGCCCUGGAGCACACCUACGGCCCCGACGCCUCGUACUACCAGAACAAGCUGGGGAUCCCGAUGGCUAUUCCUCCUCCCCCUCCCAUGAAAGGAAAGCCCACAGCUCCCCCCGCCCUCCCCCCGGCUCCUGUCAUCUCCCAGGCCGACGUCCUGUACCUGUGCAACAAGAAGGACCCCCUCUGCAAGCCCCACAUCGUCUACAUGCCCACCGGCUCUGUGCCCGUGCUCUGCGACCCCCGCUACCACCCCCACUGCACCCCCCAGAAAGCUCCAGCUCUAGUGGCAGCACUCCACCCUCCUCCUCCCCCUCCUCCACCACAGAAGUCCGCCCCGGCCCCCCCUCCUCCUCCCCCACCUCCAAUCCUCGUCAAGAAGACCUUUGCGGUCCCCAUUCGCUCCUUCAAGGGCAUGGAGUACGACUGUGACCCCUACUGGGACCCCGACUGCCUGAUUGACCACCCCCCCCGGCCCAUCAAGGGGAAGACUAUUGUGGUCCAGCCUCCACCCCCCCCUGUGGUGGAGGAGAAGGAAGAGGAAGCAGUGCCUGAGAUCCCUCCUCCUGCUCCCAAAGAGAAGAAAGGACCCAUCUUCCCUUACUUCUUCCCCAAGGCCUACAACCCCAUGGAUGAUCUGUACGACCCGAUGCGGUUCCAGUACCCGCAGCCCGUUGCCGCCGCCGACGAGCCCGCAGAGUCCGGCCACAGCCAGUGAAACCCCCCCCCCCCCAGAUGUGUGGGAGGCGAGGAGUUUGUAAUAUUACAUCAAACAGACAUUGAUUGGAAUUGAACAUUUUCAUAUUUUGAGGGAUUUUAACAUCUUGCAAAUGUACCAUCACUACACAACCUUUACUAAAGCAUUCAAAAGUUGCAGUAUUUGUUUAUUAAAUUGAACUGUUAAUGUGUUUACUACAGUUUGCAGUCAACACAAGUAUGUAUUGUUUAUGA
This is a messenger RNA of Gymnodraco acuticeps, 1252 nucleotides long. RefSeq names its product leucine-rich repeat extensin-like protein 3. The transcript is spliced from 4 exons. NCBI's taxonomy places the organism in Eukaryota, Metazoa, Chordata, Actinopteri, Perciformes, Bathydraconidae. Bases 6 to 1019 code for a protein of 337 amino acids. The record is from RefSeq and is a predicted model, not a curated record.